Molecule: messenger RNA, 6266 nt
Organism: Magallana angulata
Lineage: Eukaryota; Metazoa; Mollusca; Bivalvia; Ostreida; Ostreidae
Product: multiple C2 and transmembrane domain-containing protein 1-like
Exons: 19
Coding region: 1179-3884 (901 amino acids)
Biological process (GO): regulation of neurotransmitter secretion
Cellular component (GO): synaptic vesicle membrane
Molecular function (GO): calcium ion binding
Source: RefSeq, a predicted model, not a curated record
UAGAUAGCAAGGAAAGUGAAUCCAGUAUUGGUAUAUGCUUGAACCAAGCAAAUCAUUUGAUCUAUCAAUUGCUUUAUACCAUAAACAUACUUUAUAAAUAAGAGGGGAAGCUCCAAAUUUUACUUUUAUAUUUUGUGAGAUGAAUCAAGGGAGGUAACUUACAUAUAGCUAUCAAGACUUCAUCAUAGUCUCACAGGAACUUAAUUGUAAUGUUUGUGUAAUGAUUUUUUAAAUCCGCCCUGCAGCUAUUUGUCAUAACUAUGCACACACAAAAGCUAUGACAUUGUCCCCUGAAUGGUGGCUUGAUUGUGGGUUAGGAAAAAAAUCUAAUCAUUUAGUGUCCGUCUGGACAUAGAUAUGGAAAUACAAUACUGGACUGGAAGUGGUGGCGAGUUCGUAUAGGCUUCAUUCAUGCAUUGAUGGGAGUCAAGUCUGUGACUGGGGCAGACCGAUAGCUUGAUUGACUAGAGCAUAAAAGACCGCAAUCUGCUAAAAACCAUCAAAUCAACGGCUGCUGUAGGGUUUGUUGAGGAGUCGAGUGGAUACCUUGUCCAAACUGCUGAAUAAUGCAGCUGGAUGAUAACAUAUGAAAAUUGCUGGGAAAAUAUGUGUUGUGUCAUGUCUUGUUUCAUUUGGGAUGUGCUUUAUAGCAAUUAUUCAUAAAAUGCUGAAAUUGGUUAUUAGGCAUCAAUUAUGCAUAAAGUUUAUUGAUGAAAUGGUAUUAGUGAAUUAUCACAACUCUCCUCAGUAAGUCUGUUGGAACAGUGGUGAUAUAAGUAUGUUUCUUCCUGCUCUCAAACGUCAGAUGAUGAUUGUAUACAGUCCAGGGAGCAUGGAUGGUUUAUCUGAUAGAUGCAGUUUUCCAUUGAUUAUAUGUGUGAUUUCUAUGACUUUACGAAUGUAGAAUUUCUCUACAGAGUUAUAAAAAGCAGUGAAUAAUUGUCGCAUUAGUAAUACAAAAGAAGUUUCAAUCAAUAUGAAUAGGGCCCUGGUUGUUCAUGUGUUGGGAGGCUACAAUUCAUCAGCAUCAAUUGUUUUGAAAGUGUCCUGUAUUCUGUUUUAUUACUGUUGAAGUGAAACAGCACAAGCCUUUUACUAUUUUAAUGUGAAAUUGAUUGAACUGGCUGAACUGUUGUGAGGUGUUUGAUUUUGAAAUUUCUUACUCAACUGUGAACAAAAUGGAAGAGGACAGGACAGAAGAUGUUGUACAAGACUCUGGUGAAAGAAACAUGGACUGCUGUGGUUCUCCGAAGCAGUCGCCAAAAUCAAAACAGAAAAAGAAAACCAAAAGCUCCGAGACUUUGGGAAUUGAAUCGCCCAGAAAGAGGAAAGGGUCAAUAUUUACAAAACUUGGUCACAAACUUCUACAAUCACAUAAGAAAACCUCACCUCAGGAUGAUCUUGAGGACAAUUUGUCAAGGUCAAUGGAAAGCUUGCAUAAGUUAUUAGAUGAUAGAAUUGAUUCUCCAAAUGGAGCUCGAUCAGCCUCCGAGACGAGCAUAUUCACCGGUAAGACAGUUUCCUACGAUACUGGGAGCAACGAUGGCACAGACGAGAGGCUUCGGUCUUAUCCAGUGUCCCCUCUGUUGGGAAGGUCAGAUCAGGGGGUUAGCACUAUCAGACACAGACACAUACUACAGAGGCAGCCUUCGGAAAUCUCAGUGAACUCAAAAUUGGGGGAAUCUGAGUCUACUCGAGAGAGAUCUCACUCAGGGGAUGUUAUCCCUGUGGUUUCAGAGGACUCAAACUUCUUAGUAUUUGAGUGCAAUGAUAAACUAGAGCAGGACACAAGCAUAAGACAACGCAGACAUGAGUUGAUGCAGCAUUCCUUCUUCCAUUUAGAUGUGUGGCUCAAGGAAGGCAAGGAUUUGGUUGUGAGAGAUAGCAGUGGAACCAGUGAUCCAUAUGUCAAAUUCAAAAUUGGCAACAAACAGUAUUACAAAAGUAGAACUGUGUACAAGAACUUGAAUCCAAAAUGGGAUGAGAAGUUUACCAUUCCUAUUGAGGAUGUGUUUAAGCCAGUGUCUGUGAAAUGCUAUGAUUAUGACCGAGGAGUUUCAGACGAUCGAAUGGGUGCAGCAGAAAUAGACCUGUCUAUGCUGAAUCUCAAUAGUCCUACAGAACUGAAGUUGGAGCUGAAAGAGAAGAAAGAUGAUGAAUACAUGGGCUACAUUCUACUACAGUGUACACUGGUGCCAAAGUCUGGGGAAGAGAAAGAGUUCCAGCAGUCGAGAACAACAACAAUUAAGAAAUCUGCAGGGAGUCUAGAAUCACAGGCCAGGAAACUGAAGAUGCAGAUCUGGAGUGGAAUCGUGAACAUUGUGUUAGUGGAGGGUCAGAAUCUCAUGGCUAUGGAUGAUAACGGACUAAGUGACCCCUACGUCAAGUUCAGGCUGGGUCAGGAGAAGUACAAGAGUAAACACAAAUACAAGACUCUGAACCCACGGUGGUUGGAGCAGUUCAGUCUUCGGACAUUUGACGACCAGAGUCAGACUCUGGAAAUCAGUGUCUAUGACCAUGACCUUAGGUCGGACGAUUUCAUGGGCAGAGCUACCAUCGAUCUUUCGGAAAUAGAAAAGGAGAGAACGCACACCAUAGUGAAAGAUCUGGAGGACGGAGCUGGCACCAUCAAACUCUUGCUCACAAUCAGCGGGACUCAGGGAGCCGAGACCAUCACCGACCUCGUCAAUUACACCACCAACACCAAGGAAAGAGACGACCUGUACCGCAGCUAUGGAAUAAUCAACUCCUUUAAAAACCUGAAAGACAUAGGAUGGCUUCAAGUAAAAGUGAUCCGUGCCCAGGGUUUGCUGGCAGCUGACAUCGGAGGGAAGAGUGACCCGUUCUGUGUGUUGGAGCUGGUCAAUGCCCGACUCCAGACACAGACAGAGUACAAAACUCUCAACCCAGAGUGGAACAAAGUCUUCACAUUCAAUGUAAAGGACGUCCACUCUGUGUUAGAGGUGACAGUGUUUGAUGAGGACAGGGAUAAAAAGGCAGAAUUCCUGGGCAAAGUCGCCAUUCCUAUUCUUCUGAUGAAGAGAGGGCUGAGGCGAUGGUAUGCAUUGAAGGACAAAAAACUUCUGGGAAGAUCCAAAGGAGCCAUUUUACUGGAAAUGGAUUUCAUUUACAACCCAGUGAAAGCUGCCAUUCGCACUGUCAACCCCAGAGAGGAAAAAUAUAUGCAACCUGAUCCAAAGUUCAAAAUUUCGCUGAUGAAAAGGAACAUUAACAGAGUUACGCAAAUUAUAUCAUCCAUAAUGGAGGUCGGUAAAUUUCUACAAAGCUGUUUUGAAUGGGAGUCCAAGGCUAGGAGUAUUACUGCCUUCACAGUGUUCCUUAUCAUCACCUGGUUUUUCGAGCCAUACAUGUUACCUGUGACGUUGCUCUUACUAUUUUUGAAAAACUAUCUCAUCAAGUCUGCAAAAGAAGCGUUUUCAGUUGAGAGCAAAGAGGAAGUGGUAAGCGUAGAUGAAGAAGAUGAUGAUGAAGAUGAUGAUGCAGCAAAGGAUGAGAAAAAGAGUGUUCGAGAAAAAUUCCAAGCAGCUCAAGAAGUUUGUUUACAAGUCCAGCAGGGAAUGGACAUGGUGGCAUCUCUCGGGGAGAGGAUCAAAAAUACAUUCAACUGGACGGUCCCCUGGCUGUCCAUGCUGGCUGUGACUGUGUUAUCCAUCGGUGUCAUUGUACUGUAUUACCUUCCAAUCCGUGUUCUCAUCUUAUUAUGGGGCAUUAACAAGUUUACAAAGAAGUUGCGUGCUCCCAAUGCAAUACCCAACAAUGAACUGCUUGAUUUCUUGUCCAGAGUGCCUUCUGACAGUGAACUGAUUCAGUAUAGAGAAUUAGCACCAGAUGUACCUAACCUAGGGAAAAAGAAAAGAGCUUGAUCAGAGCAACAUGAAAUUGUUGUGUUUGACCAAAAUAUUUGCUCACAGUCACUGGUUCAUCUGAAAAUAAAGGGAGACAAGUCUAGAAUAUUGCAAGGACAAGUCCCUAGUAAUUCCCCUUGUGUAGCAACUAAGUGUAGAUCUAUGGAACAAUGGGAAUGUAUAACAUAUUUAAAUUUUUUCCUUCAAUUUUUUUUCCAACUUUUUUUUGGCAAUUGGGAAUGCAUAGUGUCAGGUUAUGAUCUUUUUUUUUUUUACUGGUAUAUAGAUUUUACAAUUGAUAUUUGAAAGAAUUUCAUUUUGUGUAUGGUUUUGGAAGUGUGAAAUAUAUUUUGAAUAUGUAGAUUUGAACAAAUGAAUUUGAUAUACAGGUCUUUAUCCUGCAUAUUACAUUAAGUGAAUUGGACACUGUUUAAAGUGGUAUGUGACGAGAGAGAGAGAGAGAGAGAGAGAAUUGCAUUUGAUAGCUUGAGUGACCAACCACUGCUAUUUAUGAAUCAAAACAAGGGAACUCAUCAUGAAGUUUUAAAAAUCAUACUGCUCCAUUCAGCAAUUUUUAUUUUGACUACCGGUAGAUUUGCUUACAAGUGAAGUGUUCAUAUUAAAAAAAAAUUAAUCAAAGUUUAACUUUUCAUUUAAAUAUGUUGAAAAGGCAGUUUGUUACAAACGGUUGAAUUUUUGCUCAUCCUACACAUUGUUUUCCAAUAAAUUUGUUUCAAUUCCUAAAAAUCAAAUUAGAAAAUGUCAGUGUUGGAUGUAGAAUAUCAUUUUAAAGUGAAAUUACACCAUAAAAAAUGAGUGAAACAUUCAAAGAGGUAAUAGGAAAAUUUUGUAUCUGCUUUGUGCUCAGUCUUCCAUUCUCUGUAGUGCAUGUAAAUGGUUUUAGAUAAUGUGUAUUAAAUUUUUUAGGACUUUUUGUGUGCCUUAAUAGAAAACAGUGACUUACUAUGUAUAGAGCCCUGACACUAUAAUUGUCCUAAGGCAAAGGAAGAGACAUUGUGUUCUUACAGUGUUCAGACAUGCUUGGUUUUGUGAGAUGAUUCGUAUUAAUUAAGAGUGAUUUUUUAAACUUUUAAUUUUGAUAUUUUAAUUGCAAUGAUGCAACCUCAUAUUUCUUUGAUUUAAGAAAUUAAAUUGAUGUACAUAUAUAUAAAUUUAUUUAUGUUGCAAAAUGAAUUCCAUUAGACGAAGAAGAACAAUGUUGAUGACUGCACAAUCUUACGAUUGUAUUGUUGCACUUUAUUUGCAUAAUAUAUUUUUGUUUACCAGUUUAUUAGUAGAAUUUUACUUUUCAAUUUGAAAAUCGUGUAUUUGAUGGGGGAAAAAUCUUUUUUUUUUCUAUAGUAUAUAUUUUGUUUAUUUUGUCUGUAUGCAUGAAGAUCAAACGAUGACUGAUAUUGUUCUCAUACUCAUACUUUGCAUGUACAUGAAAUGAAAAUGGAAUCAGAUAUUGAAAAUGUGCAUGCAUUGAUUUUCAAGUGAUAUUGUACAAUGAAUGACAACAAAAAUCAGACUACAGCGCAUAAUGUAUCAAUUGUGAUCAAUGUCUCUCUCAGAAAUCUUUCUUUGGUUGAAUCUGCAGUAUGUCUAUUUUUAAUAGGAUCAAGGAACAUGUGAAGGAUAUCCUUAAGUUAUCGGUAAUUGGUUUUUCGGAAUAAUUCACAAAUGUUCAGGACAGAAAAUUUUCCUACUUCAUUAUUAAAUCAUUCACUAGGUUAGUUAGGGGUUAAUCUGUAAGCUAUUCCACGUACAUGCAUCAUAUGGGUUCUCACAAUUUAUCAUACAUUAAUCUCUGUUAUAAACUUCUCACCAAUCUGAGCUACAUUGCCACAUGUAAAUGUAGAAGGGAAAAUUGAUCACCAUAAAUUUAUUAUUGGAUAUUCAUUUAAAUUAUAAGCUGUUCAACGAGGGGUUUUUUUUUCCAAAGAAAAUGAAGGAAACUGACACCUUAAUUUGGAAACCAAAUGGGACUACUUUGUUUUCAUUAAAUCUACCUGUAUUGCAUUAAUUAUUUAUAAUUUCUACUGCAACUUCUCAAUGGGAAGUGAAUGGUUGUCUCACUAUAUUCUUUAUUUUUAUGAUAACUGAGAGUUUAUCAGAUAUUUCUUCAGACUAUUUGGGGACCUUCCAUGUCACCUCAAGUCAUCAGUGUAACAUUCCUAUUAGUUAUUCCGUCCUUUUCAUGUUUGUUUUUCCUUCUCUUCAUAUCAUACUUCCUAUACUGACCAUAUCUCGAUACAGGAAGACUAAUCAGUUUUUAAUUAUUUUUUCUCAUUGGUUUAAGCAAAAUUUGUCUAUUUUCAAUUUACUGUUAUGUUGGGGUUGACAUUUGCAAUUACCAAUAUUUGUUAUCAAUGUUUUCUGAAUAAAUGUGAAAUACUC